Messenger RNA from Stereum hirsutum FP-91666 SS1, 1731 nucleotides. RefSeq lists its product as uncharacterized. The record is from RefSeq and is a predicted model, not a curated record. Bases 1 to 1731 code for a protein of 576 amino acids. The transcript has 8 exons. Lineage: Eukaryota; Fungi; Basidiomycota; Agaricomycetes; Russulales; Stereaceae.
AUGAACGACGUCGAGCUCGAUGACCCCGACCUCGCCCACAACGUUCCGGCCUAUGUACUGGAUAGAUUUCGUGAAUGGAGAUACUCCUCUCAUGACAUUCAAAAGGACCCAGGAAAAUUUAUUGGCACUGCUUGGGUCGAUGCUGCCGAGCUGAGAACCUAUCUGAAGACGAACCCUGCUGCUCUCCUGCGUUCUCGAGCAGGGAGUGAAGUUUCCUUCUCAGGCUCUGCGCCUCCUUCUCGUUCAGUGUCACGCAUGAGUUCCGUUUCAGUCAAGAUGGAGCCCGGUGAGGCGCCCGCUGUGAAGUCUGAGCCAACCGAUGACGAGGUGUUACUCUAUGGGGAUGUGGGAGCCCGACGCCAGCGCCGUUCGAGCGCCUCAUCGAGCGCUGCUUCACGCUGGUCAUCAUUCAUCGCUCCGGAUGGUACAGAGGGUCUGGAGCUUCUCGAUAGCGACGACGAGGUCGCUUCUAUACUUGGGACCGUGCCAGGAAACUCUAGUCGUUCAUCAUCUCGCUCGUACACCCCCACCUCUACCUCCUCUUCUCUUGACGGCCAUGACACUCCCUGCGCGCCUGAUGACAAUACUCCCAGCGGCUCCUUGGUUACCGACAUCGCAGCAACAGUUUGGCACGACGAAAGCGUACAAUCUGUCCCCGAACUCGGCUCCCCAACCUUCUUUAUCACUCGACAAUGCAGAGUCAAGGUCCUUGAGACCGUCCACGGCCUUCCUCACUACUACCCAAUCCCUCGUGUCUCUACCGGCUAUGUCCUAGAUCUCCGCGACCCCCAAUACGACUUCAGUGAUCUCGUUGCUGGCAAGCGUCCGCCGCCGGAUCGAGCGGACUCCAUUAUUUUGAACCGGGACCAAGAUUCAUGGGCCUCGCAUGGUGCAGGAAAGAACUGUACAACAGCAGAUAUACCAGGUGAACGGUUCGGUUUGGCCCAAGGACUCGUAAAGUGUCGACGUGUUCGCAUGGAGUGCAAGGGCACUCAGCACUGCGAAGACGCCGACCUAUCCAUCAUCAGCGGCGAGCGUUUCGAGCUUGAGCCCGAGAAGCGAGCCGCUCUUUUUGAUGCACAAACGCGCAUUCGUAUCCAGGAGGGAAUGGAUGCCAAUCAACGUGUAGCAACGUUUUGGCGCUCCAUACAGACCCGCCCUUGCCCGUUUCCCAAAUGUGGCGGAGGCCUCUCACAGGCUCGAUACCAAAACGGUGCGAAGAACGGCAAGACCUACUUCAUCGGUUGUACGGGGUUCAGGCGAGGCGAGACCAAUCCUGGUCAUCGUUACAUUGCAAUACCCACGGACGUUGACGAACAUCGUCUGUCUCGCAUCAUCGCUGGCCAGCCGCUCCCACCACCAGAGGACUCCGAUUCGACUUCACCGAUCAUUGUUAAGCGUGCUAGCUGUUCGUUCAUGGUACAUGGCCGUAUUGGACGCAGGGCUAUUAAAUGCAAGUUUACGCAUAUUGUCGACGGUGUGCCAACAACCAUGAAGACCGUCACACGAGCCUGCCCAGCAUCUCGAACCAUCUUCGUUCCCAUGGACGCCUCUCUCCAACGCCUAGCCAUCGUGGUUCCCGACCACACAAGCCCACACAACCAUCCGAUGCCACCGUUCACCAAGGUCGAUGCGGAUGAUCGGCAAGGCCGCGUCAACACAGGUGGUGCUCGGAGGCAAGACACUGACGGCGUACAACCCAGCCUUCCUUCAGAGUCGUGCGAAGAAUGA